This is a messenger RNA of Chrysemys picta bellii (western painted turtle), 1419 nucleotides long. It is a transcript of the gene CLNS1A, whose product is annotated as chloride nucleotide-sensitive channel 1A. Lineage: Eukaryota; Metazoa; Chordata; Testudines; Emydidae. Gene Ontology annotation, biological process: chloride transport; cell volume homeostasis; mRNA cis splicing, via spliceosome. Gene Ontology annotation, cellular component: cytosol; plasma membrane; methylosome. The record is from RefSeq and is a predicted model, not a curated record.
GGCUAGAGUGGCGUUUCCGCUUCCGGCGGCUAGGCUCGGAGCGGCGGGUGGAGGGAGACGGUUGCCAUGAGCUUCCUGAAGCGGUUCCCGCCGCCGGCCGAGGGGCUCCGGCAGCAGCAGCCCGACACUGAGGCGGUGCUGGGAGGUCGCGGGCUGGGCACCGGGACGCUGUACAUCGCCGAGAGUCGCCUGUCAUGGUUAGAUAAGUCUGGACUGGGUUUCUCCUUGGACUAUCCCACCAUAAGUUUACAUGCUGUCUCCAGGGACCUAAAUGCCUAUCCAUGGGAACAUUUGUAUGUCAUGGUGAAUGCCAAAUUUGAAGAGGCAGAGCCAAAAGAAACUCCCAUGGCUGAAGGGGAAGAGGAGGAAGACAGUGAUGAUGAUGAACCAAUUGCAGAAUUCAGAUUUGUACCCAGCGACAAAUCAGCCUUGGAAGCUAUGUUUUCAGCAAUGUGUGAAUGCCAAGCCCUACACCCAGACCCUGAAGAUGAAGAUUCAGACAAUGAUUACGAAGGAGAGGAGUAUGACGUGGAGGCCCAUGAACAAGGACAAGGCGAUAUCCCUUCCUUCUACACCUAUGAAGAAGGGUUGUCACACUUAACUGCAGAGGGUCAAGCCACUUUGGAGAGAUUAGAGGGCAUGUUAGCUCAGUCUGUCAGCAGCCAGUACAACAUGGCUGGAGUGCGAACAGAAGAUUCAGUGAGAGAGUUUGAAGAUGGGAUGGAGGUGGACACAGCACCAGUGGUUGCAGGGCAGUUUGAAGAUGCAGAAGUUGAUCACUGAGGAGGAUGUAUGCUGCUAUUCCUCUUGUGGCACUUCCAGAAUAAGCUGUAAAACUGAAGGCAUUGCAGUGACUAUUGGGAAUUAACCUCUUUAAUAACUUCUCUAUUAAUGACCUAAGCAUGGACAUCUACGUCUGUAAAUGCUUUUAUAGAUGUGCUUAAAACAGAGUUUGACAUUUUUGUGACCACCGUGGGGUUUUUAUUUAAAAGAUAAAAACAAUAACACCUCUUAUCUAAUGCUUGAAUGGAGCUAAUCAUGGCUCGUUUCUAGGAAGCCUUUUUAGGAAUUCUAGGAAUUAAGAAACAAAAUUGUAAUUAGAACAGAAUUCUAGGUUGUCCUAGAAUUUGUCCAUAUUUUUAUAUCUGUUUAUCCCCUGAAUCAGCCAUGUCUGAUAGAAACAGGAGUUUAGUAAAGAAAAAUAAGGUCAGCUGAGGAUGCAAAACAAAACUAACUAAAUGUUUAGCCCUCCAAGUAACUAGCUUUAUCUAUUCAGGUCUUUUGUCUGUCAUUUUUUUACUGACAGAGUUUGGGUAGGGGAGAGGCUAGAGUGAAGUCCCACAGAUGAGACUUGUUUUGUGUCUUUGUAAUAAACAUUAACAAAAUUGUUUAAUAAACUUAGACUUUUGUAUCUCACAA